AGUAUCCGAUGCGUGUGUAGUAGUGCUGUACUGUAUGUGAUACCUGAUGUGUCUACAUUGAUGUGUCGUAUCUACUGCUAUUUAUAUUAGUAAAACUGCAAAUAUAUAAACGAGAUAAUGCCAAGUACAUGUUGCAUUGUUAAUUGCAAUAAUACGAAUAAAAAAGGAUAUCACUUAUUUAAAUUUCCGAUAAAACGUCCAGAGAUUUUUAAAAAAUGGAUUUGUGCAAUCGGAGGAAAUUUUACAGCAAAAAAACACUAUGUAAUCUGUAGUGCUCACUUUUUACCUACAGAUAUCAUGGAAAAAGCAAAUAUAAGUAGUGUUCUAUUAAAAAAUUUGGCUGUGCCAUCAAUAGCUCUGAGAGCUCCUGCUUGUGACAGUGUUUCUGCAGUGGAAUGUAAUAGUGAUCCUCUGAUACAACCUGUUACGAGUUCCAUGAUGGAAUGUGAUACUAUUCCUGCGAUAGAAUAUACUGCAGCUUCUACAUCUACAGUAAAAAAUAUGUCAUCAAUUGUGUGGAGAAGUAUAUUAAAAGAGAAAAUAGAAAAUGCAACAGUUCUUGCUUCAAUUCCAUCACCGAAAACACAACCUGCAAAUGUUACUGGUGGUACUGCAAAACUGCCCAAGCAAAAAUCAAUUAAAAUCAUGAGCAAUUCACUUUUAUUAAUUAAGAAGAAGCAGGAAAUGAGUCCACGGAAAAAGCACAUGUUGAGAAUAAUCAAAACAAUGAAGCAAAAGCUAAAGAGAAAAGAAAACAAAAUUAAUUCAUUGGAAAAUCUAUUAUAAACUCUACGGUAUAAU
Harpegnathos saltator (Jerdon's jumping ant) is the source of this 801-nucleotide messenger RNA. Its product is annotated as THAP domain-containing protein 3-like. The record is from RefSeq and is a predicted model, not a curated record. The transcript is spliced from 2 exons. Lineage: Eukaryota; Metazoa; Arthropoda; Insecta; Hymenoptera; Formicidae. The coding region runs from base 118 to 786 and encodes 222 amino acids.